This is a messenger RNA of Homarus americanus (American lobster), 3862 nucleotides long. RefSeq names its product silk gland factor 3-like. The coding region runs from base 56 to 1243 and encodes 395 amino acids. The record is from RefSeq and is a predicted model, not a curated record. Gene Ontology annotation, molecular function: RNA polymerase II cis-regulatory region sequence-specific DNA binding; DNA-binding transcription factor activity, RNA polymerase II-specific. Lineage: Eukaryota; Metazoa; Arthropoda; Malacostraca; Decapoda; Nephropidae. Gene Ontology annotation, biological process: regulation of transcription by RNA polymerase II. The transcript has a single exon.
UUGUAGGCAGAGUCGCGGUCAGACUGUUUGCAAGUCUGAUCAGACUUGCUGUGUAAUGGCUACAACAACUUACAUCGCAUCAAGUGCAGUGUGUUCUGAUCCAGUCAGUGUGCCAGACUGUCUCACCAUGAACAUAGUGAACAAUCCAGGGUAUGGGCGUGAGGCCCACGAAAUGAAGUAUAUGCCCCAGCACCAGGCGCCCAUGGCCCACAACCCAUGGGUGGGUCUUCCUCCGUCAGACCCAAGUCACUGGGCCAUGCACUCACACCCGGGUCUUCACCAGGAUAUCAAGCCUCAACCGUCAGAAGUGGCCAUCCACCACCGUCCAGUCCAUCAUAUGACCCAUGGCUGGCAGCCGCCCGUCUCCUCGCCUUACAGCUUGGCGGCGGGCAACGGCGGCUCUCCGUUGGGUCACCACUACAUCAACGGCAUGAUGCCCCACCAGAUGCACCCUGGGCACCUGAGAGACAUGCCCUGUGAGUCCCCCGGCACGCCAGACCAUCACAUCCACCACGAGGUCGAGGAGGAGACCCCAACCAGCGACGACCUCGAGCAGUUCGCUAAAUCGUUCAAACAGAGGCGCAUUAAGCUGGGGUUCACACAGGCGGACGUGGGACUCGCCCUCGGCACCCUCUACGGCAACGUCUUCUCCCAGACCACCAUCUGCAGGUUCGAGGCUCUACAGUUGUCAUUCAAGAACAUGUGCAAGCUGAAGCCUCUCCUGAUGAAGUGGCUGGAGGAGGCAGACUCUACCACGGGCAGCCCCACCUCCAUCGACAAGAUCGCCGCCCAGGGGAGGAAGCGCAAAAAGCGGACCUCCAUAGAGGUGUCCGUGAAAGGGGCCCUGGAACAACAUUUUCACAAGCAGCCAAAACCGUCAGCACAGGAGAUCACACAGUUGGCAGACAGCCUGCAGCUGGAGAAAGAAGUAGUGCGAGUGUGGUUCUGUAACAGACGACAGAAAGAGAAGCGGAUGACACCUCCAAUAAUCGGCCAGGGCCCCGACGGUCAGGGUGUCAACGGUACCCCACCAGGUCCGGGUCAACAGAUCACGCCCACGCCAGACUACGGACAGCCCAGGUCAGUAGAACUUCCCCGGGAACUAAAGUACACAGGCUACACCCACCAGACGAUGCAUGGGUCCCCUACACACCUCCCGCCCCAACACUCCCCGCCAGGACCCCUACUCUCACCACAGAUGCCACCUCAUAGCGUGGCGCCUUCGCACGCGGUUUCCCACUGAUGGUCGCUAAACCUGUGGCAGGAGCCAGCGUACUGACCAGCACCCAGUGGGAACCGCGAACGUUCCCCCAGGACUCUACCUGCCGCCCCUCACUAUAACUCAAGCCUCCAACAACACCUGCAGAGGCUGAGUUUAGAGGGGCCGUGGCGCUGACGUUCAUAAAACGUCUGUCGUCGCUCCUGCCGGCAGUAGGAGAGUCCCAUGCACCUCUAGUCCCCGGGCCGGCCAGCCUGGCCCUUCCUCGGGAAGAGGGGCGGCCCCCGAGCGGCCAGAUUGUCAACACGAAGCCAGAUUAAUAUUUACCAGAGAGAAACCUGGUGUGUCCAUAUAUGUGAAAACUCCUUCAGUGAUAAACCUAUUUUAUGUAGACUGACCUCGAGCUGAGCUGAGGAAGUGUGUAUAAAAGAUGAACCUUUAGUAGAUCCAUCAUUCCAUACUUCGCCAGACAUUCCAUAAGCUGGUGUGACUGACUGACUCUCCUCAGAGCGCUCUUGUCACACAUAUUCCUCAGUGAGACGAUAAGUAGUAGUGUAAAGACUGAGCUUCAUAUUACGUGUGAACAUUAUGUAGCGGUUACCUCGAGUUUUUUGUGUGCGUGUUUGGAACAUUCCAGUGGUGGUGAGUGGCGGGUGGCAGCUGCUGCGGGCGGGCUGCUGGGCGGCCGCCGCCCGACACCUGGCCCCGUGGGCGGCCUGUGGGCGGCCUCCGCACCGCCCACCCACACGCCACACUCAUUCUUAUCACGAAAUUAAAAAAUUGGGUGGCGGUGCUGGCGGGGCAGGAAUGUUGUGGGUCCGUCCGUGCUGACGAGCCGACCGCCACUCACACACCCGCUACACCUCCCUCACUACACCGCCCUGCCGCUACACACACACACAUCGGACCAGCUAUUUCUAUGUGGCAAGUAGAAAUUAUCUCUUGGGAACUAUUUCUGUGAGUGGUGAGGGCGAGGAGCGACCAUCUGGUGAGUGUUGUGUGGCCGCCCGUGGCUCUGGCCGCCGCUCGCCACCGUGUACAUAGUCACCCGUGUAAAUACUGGAGAAUCCGUGACGGCGUCCGCUAGCUGGCGCGCCGCACUUGUGAUAUGUCUCAAGAGCUGAAUUUAUAAUAAUUUCAUUGUAAUAUAUGUAUCAUUCAUACUUAGAUUAACCCCCUGAGUAUAUUUAGUUUGUGUUGACUGUUUCCCGCUGCUGCUAAUACGUCGGAGUGGGCCAGGUGCAGGUGCGUGCGGUCGUGAUGUACUGUAGUGGUGUACAGUAAAUGCCUCCGUGCCGCCGUCGCCCGCGCCUUGCCAUCGCUGCCGCUGCCAUCCUUGUCGCCGCCGCUGCUGCCACCGCCGCGGCGCCCCUCACCGAUCCGCAGCAGUGGCGGGUGGCCGGUGGUGGCGGCUCCCUGGCGACCCACUGCAACCCCACGGCAACCCAAGGCAACAACGUCCUCAACCUUCAACAAACCGGAUUCCGCUGCGACGGGAGCGCCUUCUGGGACCCGGAGAAGCUGAUCCACCUGAGAGACUCACCACCACCACCACCUGUGAUCGUUCCCGGGAGACCCAACACCAGCUGGGGUUAUCCCGGGGGUGCGUGGCUGUGUGCAGCGGUCGGUGGGGCGCGGACCGCUGGCCAGCUGCGAGGUGUGAGCUCCCCUCCUCCACCUCCCCUGCUGCACGGAGGACCCGCCACACUUCCCACCGUUGUCUGGCGCCCCUCACUCCACAACUCUGCUCUCCCCUCCACGUCUCCCACCGUCGCUCUUAUUGACCCGUCGACGCCGCCUACUUCGUUAAGGGCGCCUGUGAGUCGCCCCUUCCUGCAGUAGAGCAACCCCUGAGCUCCUCCUGCUGCAACGAGGGGAACCUCCAUGUCCCACACGAACCCUUGUGGAGUCUCCCCUUCCUGCAGUAGAGAAGCCUCAAGGUUCCUCCUGCUUCAUCAAGGAGAGUCUCCCAGAUCCAACAAGAGCCGUUGUGUGGGUUCUUCCCGGUGUCCAGCAGAGGAGGGGGAUAGGUGAGGAGUUGUCUGUCCCUCCCCAGUGGCUGCCCACCGUCUGCUACAACAGUGGGUUUUGGUGGGUGAGGAUGUGAUGGCUCAACAGUGUGGGUUGGUCGGGUGGUGGUGGUGAGGAUGGCCACCCGCCCGCCACUCUGAGUGUUGUGAUGAUGGUGGGUGACACAGGCGGGCGCCCCUGCUCAACGCCGCACCCUGUCUGUGUUUGUUAUAUUAAUGUUCUGAAUGUCUGUACGAGGCUCUAUAGUAACGUAGCUGGUAUGGUGAUCCUGACCUCAACCUCACGACUACAUACCGCUAUUACUGUUGUAACUACAAUUACUACUACUAUCAUGUAGCCCCUCACGGGUAUAUUAAAAAAAAGAGAGUUAUGAGGACUUAUAUUAGUGCUAUAAUGAUUUCAUUCAUACAUUAACGAAAAUCGUCUUGAUAGGAACAGAAAGAACAUUUUACACAUGUGAACUUUGUUUGUGUGUCAAAGUACAAAGGAUCACGUUGACAACAAAUUUAAUAAUCCACGUAAGAAACAUUACUUGGAAAUCUGUAGUCAAGAAAUAUGUACAUAACCUUGUAUUAAACUUAUUAUGAAUAAUAAAAGAAAGAUUUGUCUAUA